GUGAAAUACCGGAAGUAAAGUUUGACAGUUGAAACUUGAAAGACACUGUCACUGAGCAUGUUAUGGGAUCAUCUCCUAGUGUGAAAAUGACGACAGAGGACUGGCCUAUAACUGCAGUGGUUGUCGUGGCAGACAUCGGCAAGUGUCCAGCCGGAUAUACUACGAUUGACCGAACCUAUGACAGGACAGAGGAGGCUGACCUAUGGAGGGAUGGACUGUUCGGGAGGAGAGUGACUAGAUACCUAUGUGUACAGAGGGCCGCUCCCACACAGGGUCGUGAGGUGCUGGUGGAUGUUUCUAUCAUCAAUGAGCGAGACCCAGUACCUGCAGGCUUCACUGUGGUCGACACAACGGAAGACACACGAGAAAAGGCCAUUAAAAAGAAGGUGUUGUGUGUUCGCUGGAUGAAUGCCAGUCUGACCACCAGUGCCCUGUCAGAGCUUAUCUUCUUGGGUAAAGGCACACGAAGACCACCUAAUGGAUACACCAUGGUCGGUGACCUGAACAACCUGAUGCUGUGUUACAAGAUGUCCCAGAUCAAGUCUAUAUCCUCAAUUGUUCAUCAAAACAGCAGUGAUUCACCCUUGGACAACAUUGGAAACAUGAAUAACGACCUUCCAUAUGCCAUUAACCCCCGGCGAGAAGAUGCCUACAGUCAGGGAAGCUCUGCACCUGCUCGACACAACAACACGCUGGACAGACAGGGCAGCAUUCUCACUGUUACACCUCUGUCUGGAGUACCAUGGCAACUCAAUCCUAGGCUUCAAUCUCUCAAUAAUCUUAACAAUGUUCAUAUACCAGAAAUUCGAUACAAAAGUAUAAUGGACAUAGAAAACCAGUACAGCUAUUGUUUUGAUGUUGAGAGAACAGCACGAACAAACAAUGGGUAAACGGAGCUAACUGCUCUCAAGGAAGAUACAGAGCAACAAAAGUGUAACCCAUUACACACAUCAUAGAAAGUGUAACAGGAAUCAGACUGUACGAAAAGCCUUAAGAUAGAUCAGACGCUUAUACUUUGACAUUGUAUUUGAUCUGAUAAUUGUUUUCUGCAUACAGUGUAGUGCUAAAUACAAUAUCCAAUGCCUGUAUGCAAUAUGUUUUAUUAGUUAAAAAGGCAAUUAUUAUGAUUGAUGGAAUGAAAUAAUUAUGUUAAAUUAUAUGCUGAAUAAGUAUUAACUUGUUUUUAAACUUAAACUUGUUAAAGGUUCUCGCUAAUGGUUUAUAAAAUGCACUUUUUACUGAUAUCUUUAUUUAGUUACAAGUGUCUAGUCAACAGGAGAGUUAAAACUAAGAUACUGACUGAUGGAACCCUUCAACAAAUGUUGAUAUAUAUAUGCUCAAAUAUUGUCUUUCCUAUUAAAGUCCAUGUUUUGCUAAAAAGUUGCCAAACGCAAUUCAGCAAAAGGCUGUAACUUGGUUAAUAGUUAAUAAAACUGAAAAUAUCCAUCAUGAUAUGUAUUAGUCCCUGUGGACAAGUGGAUAAGCUAACUGAUUUCUUAUUUUUUCUUGACUGUACCAGUGUGGGUUUGAUCCCAUCUAAAACUAGAUUUUCUUUUAUGUUUUAAUUGUAUUUUUUUUUGCAAUUUUGCUAUUUAAGAGCCAAAUACUUAUAAAAUAAGUAUUUUCAAAUGCAUGUGGGGAAAAUAGUUUUUGUUCCAAAAACAUUAGUGACAUUGAAAGCUCAGUUGAUAGAACUUCUAACAAUCUAGCAAUCAGUUGGUCAAGCCCAACACCAAGCACAUUUAUUUGACAGGUUCAUUGUUAUUAUAUGAAACCUAAUUUAACAAGUUGUAACAAUUUUGGUCCAAUAUUGAAUCACUCGAAAGUGCACUCUGCUGCUUUUUGAAGUGUAUCUGGAAUAACAUGAACUGUUUAAAUACAAGCAUGUUUGAUUUAUUGUUUGAGUAAGAGUUAUUCUUUUUUUAAAAGUAUAUCAAUUGUGAUAAAACUACAACUAGAAUGAAAUUUAUUUUAAAAAUAGCAUAUACGUGUAUUGUUUUGUAAUCAUAUUCUGAUUUGUGAUUUGCACAUAAUAAAGAUGACAAGUCUGUGACUGUCAAUUCCAAAAUUGUCUUGUCACAUACAAAACUGUUGAUAUUACAAAAUUAGAAUGGCAAUUGAUACAACAUUUGGAUAACAAACAAUAAAAAAAAUCCUUUACAUUUUUACAUAAUUUGCACAAAAUAAAGAUGACAAGUCUGUGACUGUCAAUUUCAAAAUUGUCUUGUCACAUACAAAACUGUUGAUAUUACAAAAUUAGAAUGGCAAUUGAUACAACAUUUGGAUAACAAACAAUAAAAAAAUCCUUUACAUUUUUAGCUCGACUAUUCGAAGAAUAAGGAGAGCUAAACUACUCACCCAAGCGUCGGUGUCAGCGUCACCCCUUGGUUAAGGUUUUGCGUGCAAGCACACAUAGGUUAAUAUCUCAGCAACUACUUAAGGUAUUGCAUUGAGACUUUAUACAAUGGUACUCAACCAUCUAACCUACUUAAUUAACCAAGGUAGAUAACUCUAGUUUGCAUUUAAUGCCAAUAAUAGGCCUUUAUUAUUUGACUUAGAAAUUCUGGUUAAGGUUUUACGUGUAAGCACACAUAGGUUAAUAUCUCAGCAACUACUUGAAGUAUUGCAUUGAGACUUUAUACAAUGGUACUCAACCAUCCAACCUACUAAAUUAAUCAAGUUAGAUAACUCUAGUUUGCAUUUAAUGCAAAAUAAUUGCCCUUUAUUAUUCGACUUAGAAAUUCUGGUUAAGUUUUUGCAUGUAAACACAUUUAAGUGAAUAUCUCAGCAAAUAUAUCAUGUAUUGCAUUGAAACUUUAGAUAUGUAUUCCCAACUAUAUAACCUUCUAAAUUAAUGAAGUAUGAUAACACUUUUUGAAAUAUAAUGCAAAUUAUGGGCCUUUAUUAUUUGACUUAGAAAUUCUGGUUAAGGUAUUGCAUGUAAGCACACAUAGGUUAAUAUCUCAGCAACUACUGGAUGUAUUGCAUUGAGACUUUAUACAAUGGUUCUCAACCAUCCAAUCUACUUAAAUAACCAAGUAAGAUAACUCUAGUUUGCAUUAAAUUCAAAUAAUGGCCCCUUUUUUAUUCGACAUAGAAAUUCUGGUUAAGGUUUUGCAUGUAACCACUUUUAAGUCAAUACCUCACCGAAUACAUCAUGUAUUGCAUUGAAACUUUACACACAGGCUCCCAUUUAACCUUCUUAUUUAAAGAAGUAAGAUAACUCUAUCUUUCAUGUUAUAUAAUUUUUGCCCCUUUAUUAUGCACUUAGAAAUUCUGGUUAAGUUCUUGCAUGUUAGCACACAUAGGAUAAUAUCUCAGCAACUACUUGAUGUAUUGCAUUUAGACUUUAUACAAUGGUAUUCAACCACCCAACCUAAUUGAAUAACCAAGUUAGAUAACCGUAUUUUGCAAAUAAUGGCCCUUUAUUAUUACACUUAAAAAUUCUGGUUAAAAUUUUGCAUGUAACCACAUUUAUGUAAAUAUCUCAGCACAUCAUGUAUUGCCUUGAAAUCUAAUCUAACAGUGAUCCAUGCAUGUUUCGCCAAAACUUUUCAAUCCUUACACUGAAAAGCGGCGGAAUAGUCGAGCGCGCUGUCUCUUUGACAGCUCUUGUUAAAUUAUCAAAAGAUUGUGAAAUACAGAAAAAGAUAAAAAUGUAUUUCGGAGUGUUCAGUUUUACAUUAUUUUACAGAUAAUAAAACUUCUUUGUAUAUGAAAACCCUUUUCUAGCAUAAUCUAGGAUGUCUUUUAUGUAAAUGAUUUUCUUUCAAUGUUUUUCCCCCAUAUUUAUACAUUCUAGAAAUAAAACAGAUAUUUUCCUUUUUUGAAGUUAAUCACCGAAACAACACAAAAAUAUUAUAAAAUAAAACAAGCACUAACAACAAAUUUUAACAAAUGAACACAUCUUCCUCCAAAAAAUCUCUGAAUAGCAAAUUGCCUUACUGACAUUUGUGUACUGUCCAUGUUGACAAAGCAAAUGAAUGGUUUUAUGAAAUUGAAUACUUCCAACACCAUAUUCUUCUGCUCUCCUUGCCUCUACCUAGUAAGUAUCAUAAUGAUUAUGAACUGCUUUAAAUGUGAGAGAUGUUUCUGUUUGUUUCAAAGUAACAUAGGUUUUGUUUGUUUUUGAUUCUAUUCCUGUGUUGUUACACUUCAAUGAGGCAUAACUAUCACAUAGAACAAUGUUAUGGGGUUCUAAAAUUCAGGAAUAAUCCAUAAAUCUGGAUUAAGAGGCUCCAGGGUCCCUUUUGAGAGCACUGUAAAAUUGAUGAGUUUUUCAGGGGGUUGAGGGUUUUAGAAGAAAUCUGAAAUUCCAAAAUGUGUCGCUGACAUGCAUUUAAGAAGGUCUCUGAAAUGCCCAAACCCUUGACCACACACAGGGGACCCACACUGCUAUUUUUCAAGAUUGACAAUUGUCAGCUGUUAGAACCUCCUGAGUGUUCAAAUGAACUACAUUAUUUGUAUAUACAUUUUAAGUAAUAUACUAUUGAAAUGUUUUAAAAAAAACACUAAUAAAAUGAGUCAUUGCAUGAAUUUGU
Molecule: messenger RNA, 4541 nt
Organism: Mya arenaria
Lineage: Eukaryota; Metazoa; Mollusca; Bivalvia; Myida; Myidae
Product: multivesicular body subunit 12B-like
Exons: 11
Coding region: 63-890 (275 amino acids)
Biological process (GO): virus maturation; regulation of epidermal growth factor receptor signaling pathway; viral budding
Cellular component (GO): ESCRT I complex; late endosome
Source: RefSeq, a predicted model, not a curated record